Molecule: messenger RNA, 648 nt
Organism: Oncorhynchus kisutch (coho salmon)
Lineage: Eukaryota; Metazoa; Chordata; Actinopteri; Salmoniformes; Salmonidae
Product: forkhead box protein H1-like
Exons: 3
Coding region: 1-648 (215 amino acids)
Biological process (GO): regulation of DNA-templated transcription
Molecular function (GO): sequence-specific DNA binding; DNA-binding transcription factor activity
Source: RefSeq, a predicted model, not a curated record
AUGCAGAACGUAACAGAGAACAUCAUGGGAACUCUCCUACCUCCACAGGCUCCGUCCAACGUUGUUCAGCGAAGUAAGAACCAACGUUAUGGCAAGAAGAAGAGCACAACCUAUCUGGGACUGAUUGCUUAUGUCAUUCAGGACUCUCCAGACAAGAUGCUCACAUUUACUCAGUUGAUGGACAAGUUGGGAGCUUUCCUCUCAGGAGACAGAAAAGGCAUCGAGAACAACAUCAGGGUCUGCUUAUCAUCCAACGAUUGUUUUGUCAAGGUUCCAGUCAGUCCAUAUAUGCCACACUCAAAAAAGAACUUCUGGAAAUUCGACGAGAGUCAAAUAACAGCGAAGAUGGCAAGACGCCACUUCAAGGGCAUACUGGACUUGUUCCCCGAGUUGUCCACCAAAGUGCGAAUGGAGGCAGAACAGAUAUCAGAGCGCUCUGCCGCGGUCUUCUCACCAAAACCAACCCUCGCCAGGCCUCAAAUGCAGAACAAUAAUGAGGUGAACUUUAGCAGUCCUUUCUCCAUCGAAUCCAUCUUGAAAUACUCCAGACCCAACGCUGCUCCUCGUUUUGCCGACCCACCGCGUAACUGUUAUUUGAAGUACCCUGUGCCCAGGUACGCUUGUGAUGCUCACCAUUUUGGAUUGUAA